ACACAAAAGCGGGCUCAACACCCUUUCACUCCAUCUUACUCCUGAAUCACUGCUCAAACUCACUCCGUGCCCUGUACGUCAGCCAGCUCCCAACACUCCCAUCCUCUGCUCCUGUUACUCAUAAUAUGUAUGAACCUGGUUUGCCCUUUGCAUCUUCUGUUCCACCAAGAGAGGACCAGAUUGAAGGGAAUUGUAACCAAGGAGAGGAGCCGGGGUCAUAGCCAGUUAAGGAAGGCCCUCCUGUUUUUCUUGAGCUGACCUGCCUUUUAGAGUUUCUAUCCAUAGAACCCUAACACUAUUUUCUCUGAUCUCUUUGAGCUCUGCCUUCUCAACGUUAAGUUCUGUGUCUGACUGCUAUCUAUUUAGCCCUUCUGUACAGAAUAGCCCUUCAGUUCAGAGUAGCAUUUUUCCCAUACUCAAGAGGCGGAGGUAGUACAGUGGUACCCAAACUUUAGAUACCUGUACCGGUGAUGUAGGUUAGGGGUUGGGGGGGGUCUUCAUUUUAAUGAGCAGCCCAAGGGAUUCUGCUGCCAGUGGGCAGGGGGCCUAAUUUAGAGAAAUAUUGAUGGGAAUUUUGAUGUCAGACAUAUUACAGCUCAAUUCCUAGUUCUGCAACUUACUACCUGUGUGACCUUGAACAUCUUACGUCAUCUUGAUAAGCCUCGGUUUCCUCAUCUUUGUUAAAGAGGUGAUAAAACCCAUCUCUGAGUGUUAAAACCAUGAAAUGAGAUGACGUCUAUAAGGUGCUUCGUAUCAGUCAAGGCAGGUAGCAAGCACUCAAUGAAUAUGAGCUAGCAUGCCUAUUAGCGUAAUUUCUUCUUUUGUCUUCAGGAUAGGGAAAUUAUUAGCAGGUAAUCAUUGAUUUCAUGUCCUUUUCAGCAGACUGAGAUUUCUAAUAGAUGUUGGUGCGUCUUCUGAUCACGUUUUCCUCUGAGUCUUGUGAUUCCUAUUGGUAAUUUAUCACCAUUUCCAUGCAUAACCGUGGACCUUACACUUAGCAGGGGAUCAAAAGUCGCCGAAUAUUUUGCAUCGAGAGAAUGCCAUCUGGCUAGGUCCUCUGUGCUACAUUCCCAUGGCAACACCACAUCUGUUCUUCUCACGCUUCCCCCAAAUGCUCUCCAGCAUCUUGACAUUAGGGCACUGAUUCAGUUCCCUCCUGGCCCGACCCUUCCCACUGCCCGGUUCCAGUGAACAGCGCCAUCCCACAAUGCCUUGAUGAUACCUGCCCGUUUUCAUUUACUUCUUUGCAUUAAAAUGUCCAAUUCACUUCAUCAUACAAUAUAUGCUCUAGGCAUAGAUUAUGUUUUAAACAGAGAAAUAAUGAGAGGAAGCUGGUGAAAUGGGCGGAGGAGUUGGAGUGGUGGGCGGGAUGUGGUUUUGACAAUCAGGUAAGAGGGAAUCACUUUUUCCUUUCACAGAAGGGUUCAGUUUAGCUUCCGUGGUGGUGAUCAAAUGAUUAAUUCAGAAGAAUUGAGCCUACACUAUGGAUAAGUUACAUUCCAAGUUCUCCAUCAAUGAAUGAUACACAUAGCGACUGCACAGAGCACACAUGGGUAAUUAUAAGGGUCAUGGGGCUCUGGUGUUCAGGUCUGGAAGGUGGUAGAGUGUGGGGUUAGAAGCAAAGGCUCAGGGGCUGAUUCUGACACUUAUGCACUGAUGUGACAUCAGGCAAGUCACGUCAGCCCUCUGAGACUGUUUCCUCUUCUGUAAAGUUCAAGUACAUACAACUUACCUCGUAAUAUUGCUAUGAUAAUUAAGUGAGAUAAAGUAUGUUAAGCACCUAGCAUGGGGUCCAGGACAUAGUUAGGGCUCAAUAAAUGUAAGCUGAUAGUACUUCCUUAUUCACCAGUCCCUCCACUGGGACUUCGAUACGGCUCAUAACCAGGUGGGAGAGGAAAGAGUGUUCCAUUCUGGUCCUUUUUAUCUUUUGAACCCUGGUUCUCUGGUGUCCUCUUAUCUGUUGGUUCGUGUCAGGCUGGUCACGUCCUUGUAGCUGAGCUGAUAUACUAAUUGCAGGGAGUUCACGGCCUCUCUAUCUACAGUUUCUCAACCUUCAGUCUUGAAGGUACAGUGACUUGCUGGCUUUCCCAUCCAAGCUUUGUCUCCUGAGUUCCUAAUUGCAUUUGAAUAACCAGACACACACUUGCCUUUCAAGAGAGACAUUUCUCUCCCAAGGCAGAUAGAAAUACAUGGGGCCUAAGCACCACAUCUGUGAGGAGCUUCUCCAACCCCAGCCACGAAUCUGGUGUCGUUGCUUUAGGAAGGUCUUAUAGACCCAUGAAUCCCAAAUCUGGCUGGUCAUUAGAUUCACCUGGGCUGCUUUCGAAAUAUACAGCUUCCAGGAUCCCACUUCUGGUCCUUUUGAAUUGAAAUUUUCAUGGCUAAGAACCAUUGUCAUAAGAACACCUGGAGUUAGGCACAUACAAAGAAUAACUUCUGAAAUGAGCAUUACCUGGUAAACGGAUGGCUGUUAACAUCAAACAGAUGCUCCCUUUCACCUGGGAUAAGAGCCAAAGAACACAUGCGUUUCCCACCUCAUGCUCCUUCGGGAGGGUAACACAAGCUGGCUUUAGACCCUAUGUCUAAUAUCUCUUGAGGACUCUGAGAGCCUUCAUCUCUUGCAAGUGCAGUCACUAAUGACUGAUUUUAUUAGGAAAGAGUGUCUUCCAGCACUCCCUAUAAAACCUCUUCUGCUCUGCCCUUGCCUACGGCCAGUGCUCUGAGCUAGAAGUGUAAAGACAAGUCUUCCACAUGCACUUCAUUUGCUUACAUGGCCUACGGUUCCCUAAGAAGAAGCCCACAAUUUAUAUCCCAGCCAAAGAGAAGGAUGGGUGGGCCAGCUCCACCUCUGGGAAGAAGAGGAGGAAGAAGAAGGAGGCAUAUUUUAGUUACAUGGGGAAAAUCCUAAAGCAAACCCACCCAGACUUCAGUGGGUGCUCCUGGAUCUUGGAUGCACUGGGAGCUCUGGAGGAUUGGUGGCUGGAACAGGUUAGCCUGGAAGCGGUUAGACUGUCCCUCUACAACCACAGAAGAACCGUCACCAGCAGAGAGAUCCUUGAGGCAGUCAAGCAGAGAUGCUCUCGGAAGAGCUUGGGAAUAAAUGAAGUGAAUCUGAAUGGCCCUGUUGUUGAAAUGAUUACACUUGUCAAACAAAAUUGGGUCCGUUGGAGGACUGAGCUGGAAGAUGAAGUAUCUGAGAAGAACCUGCUGCAGUGGUGGUCUCGGUGUGACACACCUGGUCUCUGGGUCUUGCAUUUUUAGCCUCCGACUUAAUUUGUGAAAAUAGAUAAAUAAAUAAAGGAAAGGCA
Orcinus orca (killer whale) is the source of this 3308-nucleotide messenger RNA. It is a transcript of the gene H2BN1, whose product is annotated as histone H2B. The record is from RefSeq and is a predicted model, not a curated record. Gene Ontology annotation, cellular component: nucleosome. Gene Ontology annotation, molecular function: DNA binding; structural constituent of chromatin; protein heterodimerization activity. The coding region runs from base 2752 to 3261 and encodes 169 amino acids. Lineage: Eukaryota; Metazoa; Chordata; Mammalia; Artiodactyla; Delphinidae. The transcript is spliced from 2 exons.